AUGGAGUCAGGAAAGAAGAAUUUGGAGAAGGGCCAGAACCAGGAACCUGCACCUGCACCUGCACCUGUACCUAAACCUUCGACAUCGAAAGGUUCAAGUACAGGUUCCAAAGCGCCCAGGCCGAGGCGCGGCAGACCAACCGGUGCAAACCGGACCCCUCUCUCCCUGGAAGAACGGCGCGCAAGAAAUGCGCAGUACGAAAGGGAGAGGAGGGAGGAUUUAGCCCAGGCCCAGGCUGAGCUAGCUGAGGCCGCUGGGUGCGACCCAAAUGUAUCGGAGGCCGACUUGUUGGCAUUUGUAGUGAAUAAGUUGAGUGCAGACAAAUUAGAAGUAAAGCAGAGCAUUGAAGAAUACAGGCGGUUAAACGCCAAGUUGGAGGCACAGAUUGCCAGUUGUCUCCAGCGGUUGGGCCCGGACUAUGUUGAUAGUGAUGAUGAGGAGGAGGUGCAGCUAGAAGAGCCCAAUGGUCGCAAACGUAAAUCAUCAGAUGAGACGGUUGGUGAUGAAAAACGUUUGCGGCGCAGUGGGAAGCAAAUCCCAGCCAGUUGGAUCUCACCCACUGACCUGGCUGAAGCUGGGCCUUCUUCCUACACCCACACUGCAGCUCAUCCACAGCAGUCACAACCAACAUCACUAUCACCGGUGGUGAGCGUACAGCAAGAUACGAUAGAGCAAGUCUUAGCUGACUUGAGUGAUUUCUCACAACUGGAGACGUCAGAUAACGAUCAACUGGCACCGCCAGUAACAGAGUGCCAGUCGCCGGCCCAGUAUCCAUCGUCACUACCUGGUGGUAGUGAGCAGCAGCAGCCAGAACAGCAACGACCUACCUCGCCAAGAGUACAUCCAUAUUUGCUUAGAGGUAUCUUAGCUAAGUUAGGUUAUUACUCACAACUGGAGACGUCAGAUAACGAUCAACUAGUACCGCCAGUAACAGAGUACCAGUCACAGGACCAGUACUUCGCUCCUCAACGCUAUAGUGAUUGUGACCUGCAGCCGACAGAACAGCUUCAGCAACAACCGACUUCACCACCGGUACAGCCAGAUUUACUUGAAGUCGAAGCUGACUUAGGUCUUUCCUCACAACUGGAGACGUCAGAUAACGAUCAACUGGCAGCGCCUGUAACAGAGUCCCCGUCACAGGACCAGUACUUCGCUCCUCAACAAUACUUGCUUCCAUCGUCACUACCUGGUGGUAGUGAGCAGCAGCAGCCAGAACAGCAACAACUUAGAGGUAUCUUAGCAUACUUAGGUUAUUACUCAUCAGAGCCGGAGCCGUCACUGGCCAAUCAACUCGCACAGCCAGUAACAGAGUACCAGUCGCCGGCCCAGUACUUUGCUCCUCAACAAUGCUUGCUUCCAUCUUCACUACCUGGUGGUAGUGAGCAGCAGCAGACAGAACAGCUUCAGCAACAACAGCAGCAGCAGCCAGAUUUACUUGAAGUCUCAGCUGACUUAGGUUAUUACUCAUCAGAGCUGGAGCCGUCACCAUUGUACCACCAGAGUCAGUCGUACUUCUACCACCAUCAGAAUCGCUACAGCUAGAGUUCGAGCAAGACUAUCAAGAUAUUUUUUU
Spodoptera frugiperda (fall armyworm) is the source of this 1573-nucleotide messenger RNA. RefSeq lists its product as uncharacterized. NCBI's taxonomy places the organism in Eukaryota, Metazoa, Arthropoda, Insecta, Lepidoptera, Noctuidae. The coding region runs from base 1 to 1542 and encodes 513 amino acids. The record is from RefSeq and is a predicted model, not a curated record. The transcript is spliced from 11 exons.